AUAGGAGCUCCCCUUACAGCUGUCACACAAAAUUAGACCCCCACACAGUCGCACUGCAGCUUCCAGCAGGACAGCUGAGACAAACACUGCAGGAGAUGGACCCGAGUCACAGAACCAGUCUUUACUUUGGAAGUUGUACAAAAUGCAGUGAAGCAGUGUACGGAGCGGGGAGAGCCUGCCGGGCGAUGGGACAUUUAUUCCACGACGCAUGUUUCACCUGCAGCGUUUGCAGUAAGAAGCUGAGUGGUCAACCGUUCUACACAGUGUCGGGAGGAAUCUACUGCGAAAAUGACUUUUUGUACUCAGGAGUUCAUCCAACCGCAGAGAUGUGUAACAGCUGUGGGUAUUUGAUCAUGGAUAAUGUGGUCCUGCAGGCUCGUGGGAAGUCCUACCAUCCGUCCUGCUUCCGCUGCGUCGUCUGCAGCCAGGGCCUGGAGGGUCAGCCCUUCUCUGUGGACGCAGACAGCCGGGUUUACUGUGUCAGCGACUACCACAGGGUCCGGGCCCCCUGCUGUGCCGCCUGCAGAACACCGAUACUGCCGACUGAGGGGUCUACAGAGUCUAUCCGAGUGGUGGCAUUAAACAGAAGUUACCAUGUGGAGUGUUACAGUGGUGACGUGAACCUCAUGUGAGGACAGACUCAGGCUGACACACAUCUCCCUGCUGCUCUUUGUUUAUACAUGUAAAUAGUUUAUUUAUCAGUCAGUUAGUGGUUAAACCAUUUUUGGUCUGAAAUAAAAUCCCCA
Messenger RNA from Paralichthys olivaceus (Japanese flounder), 746 nucleotides. It is a transcript of the gene limd1b, whose product is annotated as LIM domains containing 1b. NCBI's taxonomy places the organism in Eukaryota, Metazoa, Chordata, Actinopteri, Pleuronectiformes, Paralichthyidae. Gene Ontology annotation, cellular component: nucleus; adherens junction; P-body. The record is from RefSeq and is a predicted model, not a curated record. Gene Ontology annotation, molecular function: transcription corepressor activity. Gene Ontology annotation, biological process: positive regulation of miRNA-mediated gene silencing; cytoskeleton organization; response to hypoxia.